GUUAACAAUACAAUUAUUUUUUCAACGAUAUUAAUUUGUACUACUGUACAUUGUAAAAGUAAUAAUUUAUAUCGCCCUACACGGUAUGGCCGGUAGCGUACUUAUAGACAUAGAGGGUUUCGUGUGUUUUUUUUCAUUUAAGUCGUCACCGAGUUCUUUGAUUGUAGAAAAGCGUAUAUUACGUAUACGAUAAUAACUCAUACCAUAAAUAUGAUUCUCGUAUGUUAUACUGUUCGUAGAUAAAUGUAAAAUAAAUUGUUUAUUAUAAAUUCGAAUAAUUAAUAAUAGUUCGUAGGUUUUAUACGUCAGAACGGGAUUCGUGUAACAAAAAAAAAACCGUAAAUAGGUAGGUACUCAAUAGAUACUUGUCACAGCACGUCACACUAACGACGGCAUUGACCUAAUCACGGAAGGUUGUGAUAACGGUAUCGAGUGGUGUAAGGGUUUUGUGUAAGUAAUUUUUAAUAGUACAGGUGUUAGGAGUUGACCUCGCGUUCGGGGUCGUCAGAAAAAAAACGAAAGGCCGCGCCAAAAACAUGUCGCUGAUUAAUAACCGGAAGCGUACGAGCGGCAAAGUCGUGGUUAUUGGAAAAACUCAAUACUCGAAACGGACCGAAAUCGUUAUCAGCGAGCAGAAAGAAAACACAGCCGAAAACGUGAUAACAAAAGACGGCGUCGAGGUUAUCAGUUCGCGCGACGGUCUGGAUUUAUUGAUUUUUCCGCGGCGGUCUAGAUUCCGAGGCGCCGGUCCGUUCGAAGGCGGCGGCGGCGGUGAACCCCGGCCACCGCGCCACCUUUAUUGUGUGUGCACACACGGCGUUUGGCCUCGUUAUUCGCGUUCGCCCGGCGGUGUCGCGCGCGGGGGGUGUACCAUUGUUGUUGUUGUUGUCGUCGUCGUCGUCGUCACCGUGUCGGGUAGUCCAAGUGGUGGCCACGACCACGGGGUGUUUCAAAUAUUGUAUAACACGUCGUCAUCGAGCCGGUGGUCGCGAUCAUGCCGAAAAAGAAACCGAUACCGGUCGAAGAUCUGGUGGUUCCGCCGCAGGACACCCGAAUAUGCGGUACGAUAUGCGUAUGUCAGAUGACGGCCGUCUUGAGCAGCGUGGCCAUCGUUUACCUGACUGUGGCCAUAUACAUGCCUACCAUGCGGGAGUUCAAGUCGGGCAUAUCGGAGGACCCGGUGGUGUGCACCACCACCAGGAACGUGUCGUCGCAGAAGUGCGACUGGAGCUCGUGCAGCGAAUGGUGCCUGAGUAAGCCGUCCGGUGGCUGCGCGCAGAUCUACGUCAACAUCCGGCAAAACGGGUCGGCGCUGUUGUUGCACAACUGUUCGCACGUCGUCAAUAAGACGUGCUUCGGGUUCGACCCGGAAAAUGCCAAGCGGUACACGUGCAUCCGGGACGAGUGCAAGACGCUGACCGGUACGUUUAACUGCACCGACGGCGUGUGCAUAAACAUCACUGACGCGUUCCGGUGCGAGUUCCGCAACACGGAGCCACCGCUCAAGUGCAACGAGUAUCGAGGAAAGAUCACGUGCAUGUCCAUAGCGGGCCUGAACAGUUGCGCGCGGGGUGAGUGCAGCCGCAUCCUGGAGCCGUACAACUGCGACCGGCGGUGCGUAGACAUACCAACCCGGAACAAGAACGUGAUUGUGUUGAGCGGCGAUCGGACGUUCUUGGCGCGGUGCGACGCGGCCGCCCAUCUACCCGGUUACAUGGACGGCGACCCGUUACCGCGGGACGUCGACGACGGCGGCAGCACCGCCGGACGACAGCGGAUAUGGUCCGAGGAACAGGACGACGUGCUAAUCGCGUCGUGCAUGAGUGUGGUGUUGGGAGGAUCCGCCGGAGAUCUGCUGGCCACGGACUGCGUCAACGGGUCACUGCUACGGCAGGACGUGCUGGCCGACUUCGCCAACUUCUCGCAUUUGACCAACUUGAACGCGCAGAGCGACCGGCCUAUCGUACCUGGCGAUUUGGUGGCGCCUCGCGAACACAAACUGCUCAUCGCCAAAGACAGCCACCUGCACAUCAACCUGGAGGGUUGCGUGAACACGCUCCGCGGCGAGUGCGAUAUGUUCAUCCGACGAUACGGCAAGGACGGUUCUGACCACAACGCCCGCGCCCGGUUCCGGUGCUUCUACGCCACCGACAUACCUGAGCUGGCCGUCGUUCGGUUCGACCUGGGCCGCACGUACAAGGAGUUUCUGGUGGCGUCUGUGGUUCCGGUAGUCAUGCUCGUCAUAUCGUGCCUGACGCUCAUCCUUUGCCAACGGACGGUCGAAGUGGGCGACGACGCCAAGAUGCGAUUCAAGCGCAAAAGCAUCAGGACACUGUUCCCGCUGCACGACCGCGAGCUGGACAGCAUCGCGGGCCGCCGGCCGUCCACCGUUGACCUGGACAACACGUCCCUCUGAGAUUCGCUACGCAUUCCCCUCUUACAAGAUAGCCCUACUCGUCAGCAACAGAUGUAUUCGUUGCCAGACUACUAGAGCUUACAUUUCACCACGAUCCAGACGGCUUACAUUAAAAAAAUAAGCUUCGUACAUGACACAAAUCUGGAUCGGUGAGGGGAACGCGUGAUUGUUAAAACAUUUAAAAAAAAAUUGUUACUAGUGAGAUUAAAUUGUAUUCACUCGUUUAAAUAUAAUUCAUUGCAUCUCGGAAAUUUCGCACAUAAACAUACAUUUGUGACUUGACACAUCCUUACUGCGUCGCUAAUUUUUUUUAAAUAUAUAUUUUUUUUAUACACUCGAUGCCUAUCUAUACACACGAUAAUAUUAAAUAAUAAGCUUUAUAUAAUUCUAUAUAUAUAUGAGCGACAAAAUAUAUAUUUUGCUGUACUUUACAACAAUUAAAAGCAAUAGCACCAAAAGUAUGAUUAAUUAUUGUAUACAAACAGUAUAGGUGCGCGCAUAUACUUUAUAUAUAUGUAUUAUAUAAUGUUAUAUUUUAAGAUACCAUUUUGAAAUAAUAAAUUGUCCAAUAUUAAGUUUAUACUAAUUGUAAUUUAUAAUUGUAUUGUUAUAUUAUAUACGUUAAAUAUUGUUAUAAUGUAUACAAUAGUGCAUGUAUGUCCAAUAUGUAUACACAAUUAUUUUUAGCGGUACAACAUAAUUGAUUAUUAGUUAUAUGUAUAGUUUUAAAACGAUGCGCUUAUAGAUCAAGAUUUUCAAAUCUAUGCAUUGUAUAUUGUAUAUUAUUGUAUUAUUUACGUUGUCAUUUUUCUAUAAAAAAUCUCGCCGCUACCAACAAAAUUACGGUCUAGAAUAAUGUGAUUUGCACCAAUUUCGUACACGAGAUUAAACACGCAGGCUAUAUAAUAAUAUUGUUAAUAUUGAUAUUUCCUUUGACUUUUUUUAUGACGAACAUCUAAUAUAAAAAUAUAUAUAUAUUCAAUAUAAUUAUAUGUACGCAUAAUUUCUAUUGCUUAACAAUAGUGAAAUCGACGUAAAUUAUACUUAUAAAUAUACACGAUAAAUUAUUA
This is a messenger RNA of Rhopalosiphum padi (bird cherry-oat aphid), 3486 nucleotides long. RefSeq lists its product as uncharacterized. Gene Ontology annotation, molecular function: sodium channel regulator activity. The record is from RefSeq and is a predicted model, not a curated record. Bases 995 to 2416 code for a protein of 473 amino acids. Lineage: Eukaryota; Metazoa; Arthropoda; Insecta; Hemiptera; Aphididae. The transcript has 2 exons. Gene Ontology annotation, biological process: regulation of sodium ion transport.